This is a messenger RNA of Aureococcus anophagefferens, 1827 nucleotides long. RefSeq lists its product as hypothetical. The transcript has a single exon. Gene Ontology annotation, biological process: transmembrane transport. NCBI's taxonomy places the organism in Eukaryota, Pelagophyceae, Pelagomonadales, Pelagomonadaceae. Gene Ontology annotation, cellular component: membrane. The coding region runs from base 1 to 1827 and encodes 608 amino acids. The record is from RefSeq and is a predicted model, not a curated record. Gene Ontology annotation, molecular function: ATP hydrolysis activity; ABC-type oligopeptide transporter activity; ATP binding.
AUGGCGCCGGACUGGUGGCUCGUGCUCACGGCCCUGGUGUGCGUCGUCGGCUCCGGCGGCGCGGCGCUGGCGCUGCCGAGCUACCAGGGCGAGAUCAUCGACGCCGUCUACGCGCGGCAGCGCGCCAAGUUCCAGAACCGGCUCCUGCUCUACCUCGUCUUCUCCGUGGGCACGGCCGUGAGCCAGGCGCUGCGGGCGCUCUGCUUCCAGGUCACGGGGCGGCGCCUCGCCUGCGCCCUGCGGAACCGGCUCUACCGGGCGAUCCUGUCGCAGGACGUGGCCUUUUUCGAUGCCACGGCGAGCGGCACGCUCACGUCGCGGCUCACGCAGGACGUGAACCAGAUGACGCAGCCGCUGACGACCUUGGUCGGCACGCUCACGUCGGCGAUGAUCUCCCUGGUCGGCGGCGUCGCCAUGGCCUUCUACACGUCCUGGCGCCUGUCCAUGCUCGCGUUCACGACCGUCGGGCCCAUCAUGCACGUCACGCAGGCGUACGCGCAGUGGAGCCGCGAGCAGAACCGGAAGAUCUUGGCGCAUCUGGGCGAGGCCAACGCGGCAGCUACCGAGGCGCUGGCGAACGUGCGCACGGUCAAGGCCAUGGCCACGGACGAGUUGGAGCAGCGGCGCUACGAGGGCCACACGUGCGCCGCGCGCGAUAGAGGGGUCGUCGACGCGUCGCUGUCCGCGACGACGCAGCUCGUGAACAACGUCUUGGAUUACGGCGCCGGCUGGCUGAUUCUGUUUUAUGGGGGCGCCCAGGCCAUGAAGCGCGGCGGCGACAUGUCCGCGGGGAAAUUGGUCACGUACCAGCUCUACUUCAACAAGAUCCAGAGCUCCUACAACCAGCUGAUCUCCUUAUUAUCAUCCUUCACGCGCGCGAGCGGCGCGGCGCAGCGCGUGCUGGGUUUGUUGCAGUCCAUGCCGGAGAAGGGCCGCGGGGGCGACGACUCCGGGGAGGUCGCGGGACGCGUGCGGUACGCGGGCGUCUUCUUCGCGUACGACGCGCGGCCAAACCGGAACGUGCUGGGGGGCUUCGACCUCGACGUGGCGGCGGGGUCGACGCUGGCGUUGGUGGGCAAGUCGGGCUCGGGCAAGACGACGGCGCUCCACUUGUUGCUGCGGUUCUACGACCCGGCGCGCGGCGACGUGCUCCUCGACGGCCGGCCGCUCCGGUCGCUGGACGUCGCGUUCCUCCGGCGCCACUUCGCCAUCGUGGCCCAGGAGACGCAGCUCUUCAACACGACGAUCUACGGCAACAUCGCCUACGGCGUCGACGGCGCGGACCCGGCGGCCGUCGCCGCGGCCGCGGAGGCGGCGCUCGCGGACGAGUUCAUCCGCGACUUCCCCGCGGGCUACGACACGCACGUCGGCGAGCGCGGCGUGCGCAUCUCCGGCGGCCAGAAGCAGCGCAUCUCCAUCGCGCGCGCUUUUCUUAGGAACCCGAAGCUCCUGCUCUUGGACGAGGCGACGUCCGCGCUCGACGCGGAGUCCGAGGCCAAGGUCCAGCGGUCCUUGGACACGCUCAUCGCGGGGAAAUCGGCGACGGUCAUCCUCGUCGCCCACCGCCUCUCGACGGUGCGCAACGCCGACGCCAUCGCCGUCGUCGGCGACGGCCGCGUCCUCGAGCUCGGCGACCACGACGCGCUCGUCGCGCGGAAGGGCAUCUACGCGACGCUCGUGAGCCGCCAGCUCCAGGUCAGCGCGAACACCAUCGACGAGACCAAGGUCGACGCCGCCGCCGCGGCCCACGCCCUCGACAUCGACGAGCUCAUCCGCCAGGCCCAGGAGGCCCAGGACGCGCUCGUCGCCGCGCCCGGGCGUUCGUAA